UGAAAUUUAAAGGAGGCCAGAGCUGUGCAGGGAGAGCAGAGCCGAGGUCCGAGCCGAGGUCUGGUAGAGCCCGGGCUGAAGACAGUGUCUCGGAGGAGAGGAGAAGUCUCGCAGUGGUGAAUUCACGGGACACUCUGAGGACACGAUGAACUCGAUGAAGAGAGAGCUCUUGUGUGUGCUGCUGCUCUGUGGGGCCGUCUUCACUUCGCCCAGCCAGGAAACCCACAGGCGACUCAGGAGAGGAGCCAGAUCGUACAGAGUGACCUGCAGAGACGAGAAAACACAGAUGACGUAUCUGCAACAUGAGUCAUGGCUACGGCCCCUGCUCAGGAGCAACCGGGUGGAGCACUGCUGGUGCCACGGCGGCCAGGCCCGGUGCCACUCGGUGCCAGUCCAGAGCUGCAGCGAACCUCGGUGCUUCAAUGGGGGGACGUGUCGGCAGGCCCUCUAUUCCUCAGAGUUUGUCUGCCUGUGCCCCGAAGGGUUCAUCGGGAAACGCUGUGAAGUAGAUGCCAGGGCCACGUGCUACAAGGGCCGAGGUAUCACCUACAGAGGCACAUGGAGCACAGCGGAGAGCGGGGCCGACUGCGUCAACUGGAACAGUAGCAGCCUGGCCAUGAAGCUCUACAGCGGGCGCAGGCCCGACGCCAUCAAGCUGGGCCUCGGGAAUCACAACUACUGCAGAAACCCAGACCAAGACUCAAAGCCCUGGUGCUACAUCUUCAAGGCAGGGAAGUACAUCUCCGAGUUCUGCAGCACACCAGCCUGCGCCAAGGACGGCGAUGGGGACUGCUUCACUGGGAAAGGGCUGGCAUACCGCGGCACCCACAGCCUCACCAAGUCCGGGGCCUCCUGCCUCCCGUGGAAUUCCGUGCUCCUGAUGGGCAAGAUAUACACCGCCUGGAAGAGCGACGCGCAGGCGCUGGGCCUGGGCCAGCACAGCCACUGCCGGAAUCCAGAUGCGGACGCCCAGCCUUGGUGCCACGUGCUGAAGGAGCGCCAGCUGACGUGGGAGUACUGUGACGUGCCCCAGUGCGUCACCUGUGGCCUGAGACAAUACAAACAGCCCCAGCUCCGCAUCAAAGGAGGCCUCUUCGCGGACAUCACCUCCCACCCGUGGCAGGCCGCCAUCUUCGUCAAGAACAGGAGGUCCCCGGGAGAGCGCUUUCUGUGCGGGGGGAUCCUGAUCAAGUCCUGCUGGGUGCUGUCGGCCGCCCACUGCUUCCAGGAGAGGUAUCCCCCCCACCACCUCAAGGUGGUCCUGGGCAGGACGUACCGGCUGGUCCCUGGAGAGGAGGAGCAGACGUUCGAAGUAGAAAAAUACAUCGUCCAUAAGGAAUUUGAUGACGACACUUACAACAAUGACAUAGCGCUGCUGCAGCUGAAAUCAGACUCUCUGACCUGCGCCCGGGAGAGCGACGCCGUCCGCACCGUCUGCCUCCCAGACCCCAGCCUGCAGCUGCCCGACUGGACGGAGUGCGAGCUGUCCGGCUACGGCAAGCACGAGGCCUCUUCUCCUUUCUAUUCCGAGCGGCUGAAGGAGGCUCAUGUCCGGCUGUACCCAGCCAGCCGCUGCACUUCCCAGUAUUUAUUUAACAAGACUGUCACCAACAACAUGCUGUGUGCUGGGGACACACGCAGCGGCGGGGACCAUGCAAACCUGCACGACGCCUGCCAGGGUGACUCGGGUGGCCCCCUGGUGUGUAUGAAGGACAACCACAUGACCUUAGUUGGCGUCAUCAGCUGGGGCCUGGGCUGUGGCCAGAAGGACAUCCCGGGCGUGUACACCAAGGUUGCUAAUUACCUGGACUGGAUUGAAGACAACACGCGACCAUGACCAGGGACACCCGGUUCCCUGCCUCACAGAGACCCUGCUUCCUCCACCUCCAAAGAUGCGCCCCCGGGGUGGGGAGGGAGUGCUUCUUCACAAAGCAGAAGUAGGUGGAGGAUGUAUCUUCACAGGGAUUUUCCAUUUUGGAAGUUUUCAGGGCUGCAGAUCUGAACUGUACUCUGUCAGACGGGAAGACAGAUAAAUGCCUACCCCUCCUGGAAUACCACUCCCCACGGCAGAAGCCAACCUCCUCCCCUGUCUAUGCGAGCGGCUUUGGAAAUGGGACCGCAAAGAUGAAAGUGUGUCUCAGUAGGCAAAGAUAACUCAUUCCUUCAGGAAAGAAGGGUUAGAAAUAUUCUAUUAGAAAUAGAAUGUCUAUUUAUAGUCACAAGGAAGCCCUGCGGGAGCCUCCUAAAAAGGGAUGGGCUGGCCAGCAAGAUCGUGUUCUUCCAAUCCAGCCUUCAAAUCAAGUGUCAGGUUUUCCCUUUCUCUGGCUACAGCUCUUGGAAGGAAUCCUGUUGUGUACAGUAUAAGUCUUUUUUCUUUAUAAGUUUCAUCAUAGAACGGGAGACAUGUAUCAUUUUAAUAACGGAUAAACUAGACUCUAGCGUAUUUAUAUCAGUUCAUUUUUGGUUUUACUCUGUGGCCACAACCUAUAUGAUACUAUACUGGAAUAAUAAAUUCUGAUAUAUUUUUCACAUA
This is a messenger RNA of Hippopotamus amphibius kiboko, 2533 nucleotides long. RefSeq names its product plasminogen activator, tissue type (gene PLAT). Gene Ontology annotation, molecular function: serine-type endopeptidase activity. Gene Ontology annotation, biological process: plasminogen activation; smooth muscle cell migration. The record is from RefSeq and is a predicted model, not a curated record. Gene Ontology annotation, cellular component: extracellular region. The coding region runs from base 146 to 1837 and encodes 563 amino acids. The transcript has 14 exons. Lineage: Eukaryota; Metazoa; Chordata; Mammalia; Artiodactyla; Hippopotamidae.